Colletotrichum siamense is the source of this 564-nucleotide messenger RNA. RefSeq lists its product as uncharacterized. The transcript is spliced from 2 exons. The coding region runs from base 1 to 564 and encodes 187 amino acids. The record is from RefSeq and is a predicted model, not a curated record. NCBI's taxonomy places the organism in Eukaryota, Fungi, Ascomycota, Sordariomycetes, Glomerellales, Glomerellaceae.
AUGGCACAAGUCUCCAAAAUCUAUUACCAACUUCGCUAUAUGCUCAGACUACGCGAGUGGGGGACAGAAGAUGUGGCACGGUUCGUCUUCGAUGCGGAUGAGCAGCUGGCAAACCUCAUCACCGACCUACCCUCCUAUCUCCAAUUCGAUGAGAAACCGACGACUUUGACCGAAGAACGAGAUCGCCAAUAUCCCUUCAUCCCGUGGCAGAAGAAGAGCUUGGCAAAGGUUCUUCUUUACUAUCGAAUGGCAAUCAGCAGUCAGCUUCAAGAACAUUGGCUAGACGGUUCGACUGACGGGGCUCGGACGCGAGCUAUCUGCAUGUCCUCGGCUCGAGGGCUAAUUCACUCGACACUUAGGGAGACUGUGGAUGCAUCUAAACUGCGACCCUGGGCAAUCACCAUGAAUAUCUUCGCUGCAUCAGCGGUCCUAGCACUCGAAUCUCUGCAUACGGAGGAGGACUUCUCUACUGAAAUACAACAAGGUCUGGAUUUCCUGGAGAGAGUCCAGGCCCAGAACCUCGUCGCCGAGAAAGCAGUAAAGUUCUUAAAAGAGAUGACUUAG